Messenger RNA from Mustela erminea (ermine), 1276 nucleotides. RefSeq lists its product as uncharacterized. Lineage: Eukaryota; Metazoa; Chordata; Mammalia; Carnivora; Mustelidae. The record is from RefSeq and is a predicted model, not a curated record.
AUGGGCUUUGGGGCCCCUGGAGAGGGUGACACCCCUGCCCGGAGUGGCGGGGGGCUGCUGUCUUGUGAGGGCUUGGAAAGCACAGGUGCUCGGAACUCGGUCCCGGCUCCCGUGGGAGGCGAAGCCAGCUGCGGGCUUCGUGUGCCCGCUAGUCCCCGGGCGGCCGGGGCAGACCCGCAUCGUCCGGUGUUCCAGGUGAGGAAGGAAAUCGGGAAGCGGACGCCUGCCUGGCGCCCCCCCGCCCUGCCCCCUGCAGCCCGGGAGCCAGACCUUGUCCUCACGGGCAUCCUUGUGUUACGGCGUCUCGGGAGAAAGAUGCUUGAAGGGCGCAGAGCCGCACCCCUCUGCGAGAGGCGCCUCGACUUCCGCACACGGGCGCCGUCGGAGCAGCCCCAGGAACUUCGGAGCCGGCCACCCUGGGAGAGGGAGCCCGUCUCUGGGUUUCCCUCCGCCGCAGCUGCAGCUUUUAAACCACCUGAGGCCGGAGGGGAGACAGGGUGGCCGAGCUUCCCGGGUUUGUCAAGGUUUUCCAGCCUGGUAACCCAGCCAGCCGGCUGUCCCGUGCACCUGUCCGUCCGUCCACCUGUCCGUCCGUCCGUCCACUCUGCAGCAGGUCUCCCAUGGGGGUGCGCGAAGCUGAGGCCCGUCAGACCAGACACUGCCCGGGGGGAGCCCUCGACUGGGGAACAACAGGCACCGUCCGUGACGAGGUGGCUGCUAUGGGGCCUGUCCUCGGGCUCUCCGUGCGGCACAUCGGGGCCCCCAGACCGGGUGAAGGAGCCACGGCUGACCAGCCGGGAAGCGGAGGGGCUGAGGAACGCAGAAACCUGGAGGGAGACAGGCCUGCAGGACCUCCUGCCACGGGUCAGGAGACAAAAACCGCCCAGGGCACACGGCAAGGGACACAUCGUGGCCAUCAGCUGCUUCUGUCCCUGGCACGGCCUGGGGCAUGGAGAGGACCCUUGCGUCCUGGCCCAUCAAUGUCCAAAACAAACCACGAGGAACACGUCCCCAGUCGUUAUAUGUCCAGGGAACAGCCACGACCUGACCAGCCGCCCAGGAUGGCCCCUACCCCCCAGCUAUGCCCCCACGAUCUGAUUUACGGUCAGAAGGGCUGUGUCUGAGUCACGGCCGGUUUCGGUUUGGGAUUCUGCAAGAUUCUCUCUGCACCCCAGCCUGCCACUCAUUUACACCACUGGAGUGUGAAUUCCAUGAAUAAAUUGUAUUAUCUCGGGGCCCGCGGGAUGACAAAAACACGAAAGCUGCUCCAUCCUGA